GAGUCCAAUUGAAACACUCCUAUGAAUAUUUCUCCUGGCCAAGAAUGUCCUGGAGACUUGCUUGACAGUGCAGGGAAGGCUCUCUGGAUUCCAAAUUUGGUCAUUUUCCACCCGUGUAACCAAAACAUUGCGAUGAGGUAUCUUUAAACAGCACUGAAUCAACGCAGCCAAGAACCACAUUAAAAACACCCGUGGGACCUCGGCUUAUUUAUCAUAAGGGAAACAGGAACACAAGUGCCCUUUUCUUCUGCGCACAAUGGCUAAAGGAAGCGCUUUCAUGAGGAGAUUGUGCAUCGUUCUCAACAUUCUACUCGGGUUCUUGGGGGUGGUCUUGCUUCUGGUUGGAAUCGUGGCAAGCACUUUUAAGAUCGAGCCAGUUAUAAGUGGUUACUACUGGCAGGAUGGGACUCAGAGUGUGCUCUUCAGCAUUGGAUUUGGAUUGGUCACUAUCCUGCUCUCCAUCCUCGGAGUGUAUGGAGCGUACUACGAGCAUGUCUUAGCUCUUCUUUUGUACAGCAUAUUCAUGACUAUUAAAUUCAUCGUCCUCUUGGCCCUGACAAUCAUAGCCAUUCUCAAACAGCCACAGGUAGAGAAGAAAAUUGAAGACAGUUUUAGAAACAUGACUUCACUAUAUAACACAGACGAGGUCUUCCAUAAUGAGCUCGACAAACUACAACGGCAGGCUGAGUGCUGUGGUCUGUUACAUUACAGCGAUUGGAAAGAUCAGACACCCGCUUCAUGUGACUGUCCUCAAAACUACACGGACAAAGAAGAUAAAUGUGUUGCCAGUCCACCAAUUUAUCAAAGCAUUAAGGAAAAGAAGGACCCUGGCACUAACCCCAAGACAAAUCAGAAACCGAUGCGCUAUGUUUAUAAGGCGAAUUGCAGCCCGGUCUUAAUGAAACAUGUGAAGAACACCUUGAGGAUCCUCUUCGGAAUAGUCUUUACCUUAGCAACUAUCAUGCUGGCUGCUGUGAUUGUGGCCUUGUUCCUGUGGCAUAAAAUCAACAUGCGGUCGUCAGUCGCGGGCAUCUCACACGACGAUGACCGAACCAAGUAUGAGCUCCAGCCACACAAAAUGGCCUGAUAUGAUUGUCAUCCCUAAAGUGAUCCUCAUCAGGAGAAAGCUGUAUAACCUCAAGAAAAUGUCUUUUUUAUAUGUCUGUAUAUGUUUCCAGUAACAUAUCAGUUCCAGUUAUCCACAGGUCAAAUCAAGCCUCGUGCUCUAUUCACUAGCUAGUAAUAGAUGCCUCAUAUUUAUGGGUUUUAAUUCAGGACAGUUGUUUUGUGUAUUUAUUUUACCAAAUAUGUACUUCAUGUCUUCUCUAAGGAGAUGGUUCAAUAAGAAAGAAAGAAAAAAAGAAAAAAAGGAAGGAAAAAAAAAAAGAACGAAAGACAAUGGGGAUAAAAUAUAAAAGUGUAACUAUUUAGGAAGCACCAAACAAAAAAUGUCAGUCGUUUAUAAUUGUUCCGCUUUAAAUCCAGUUUUCAACAAGUCAGCAUAUACACCGAUCAGUUAUAACAUUAUGACCACUGAACCGAACAACACUGAUCAUUAACUAUACACCAGGAAACUGAUGAUAGGAUCAUCAUCAGGCUUACAACCAAAAAAAUGAAAAGCCAAUGCAACACAAAUCGCUGAAAAAAAAAAAUCAAGACUGGCUGCGCAUAAGGACCAGCAGGUAAAGACAAAAACAAAAUUUAAAUUAAACUUUUAAUAAUUGCCUGUAAAUAGCCAUAAGGGGUGCUGGAAAAGCACUGAAUUUAAGCUCGGCCGCAAUCACUUAAUUUCUGCUUAAUCAGAAGAUCAGGUCGAUCUGGUCCAAGCUCUUUAACUUUUUUUCUUUCUUCGUCCGAUCGCCUUGCGAAGGGGUAUUUUAGCCAAGAAAUGACAGAAUUUCCUCUCAUAUUUAUCUGGCUUCCACAUCAAUCACUAUUCAAUACAUUAACGAACAAUUUACUAACCAUUUAUAAGACUCGUUGAGAAUGGUCCAAUCACAUGAGCACAAAUGUUAAUAAAAACAAUAUUGAUUCGCUAAGAACAAAAGUAGGAGGGUUCAGGACGCACAGAGCUGCACCCCAAGGAUGAUUUAUAAAAAUUCAAUUAGACCUCAGGCUCAAAUCACAUGCUUUUCAAAAAAUGUACGUGCCUACAUAGACACUUGUUUCUAAAGCGCCUCAGUACACACAUUUAAAUAAGUAAUACAGUUUAGAUUACGGAAAUACAGUUUAGAUUUUUUUAUUUUAAUUGUAAAUUAAUUAAAUUAAGUAAAACAGCAGAAUAUUGUAACUAAAUUACUUUAUUUCAUUAUUUAAGUAAAUAAUUAUUAUGGUAAAUAAUUACAUGUUAAAGUAGCAUUCUUCUCUGCCUAACUUUAAGGGGGCGGCGCCCCGGCGCCCCUUAUUGACCGAACGCCACUGGUCAUACCGUAAGAAUAACAUGACCUUUUUAAUGAUAAUAUAACGGCCUCAAGUGGUUCACACAACUUACAAUAAUAGACCAUUUAUAGACUGAUUACAACAUGAAAAAAAGACAAAAAACCCCCGAGACACAUUAACUAUGUUUAUACUGAAAUAUUUGUGAAACGUCAGUGAUGCUGGUCCUAAUUCUGGGUCGCUGUGAGAAGUUAAAGGUUGUUUGACUGUUGAGGUCAUCACUCGCUCGAACCUCAAAUACAAACGCAAUAUGUGUGUGUGUGUGUGUGUGUGUAGAGGAUAGAGGAUUAUCUUUAAAAUAUAGCUCAUUUUUAAAAAGACAAAAAAACUAAUUUUUAGACAACAGGGAAAAAAAUCCUGGCAAACAAAAGGUAAAUAAAUGUAAGUUUUUUGGGUUUUUUUUGGCUUAAAGGUUUUGCUAAAUAUUCUACCGACACUAGGAAAAUAUUCUUUUAAUCUUCUUAUUGAUACCUAAAUAAUAUAAUAAAAAAGAGGCAUAUAGUAUAUAAAUUAUUUAUUUAUAUUUGUCCAUCAGCGUUCGCAGUGUGAUGUGAGAUGUUAAAAAGUGUAAAGAAACUACUUCGAGGCACAAGAAAACCUGUGUCACAGUGCUUAGAAGUUUAUCACAGUUUGUAAAUGAUCGUUAAUAAAUCAUGGAAAAUGUGCUCAUUAUCUAGUAAGUACCAUGUACGAAGGUCUCUGUUGAAACAGAUUAAUUUAUUUGACAAUUUAAGAUACUUUGACCAAAUAUGGAAACAGUUCAGAUGGAAGGAAUGUCAUCUGUGGGAUCAGCUGGACGGGGAAAAUAAAAUUAGUUAUUAAAACUGUUUUGUUUAAACAGGACAGAUACUGUAAGAGUGUGUAUGUCCCAUAUACGGAGAGUUUUAAAUGUAUUUUGCUUGGCACUAUUGAUUUCCUGACACUGUUUAAGAGACACAUUAGCUAUCAUUAAGAGAAAUAAAUAACAACUGCUGUCAUUCUUGUAGUUACAUUAUGGGGAAAAUGUUAAUAAUCUGUAUGCACACAUGGUUAUAAAUACUUUUAUAAAGA
This is a messenger RNA of Clarias gariepinus (North African catfish), 3486 nucleotides long. RefSeq names its product CD63 antigen-like. Gene Ontology annotation, cellular component: membrane. The transcript has 9 exons. The record is from RefSeq and is a predicted model, not a curated record. The coding region runs from base 257 to 1087 and encodes 276 amino acids. NCBI's taxonomy places the organism in Eukaryota, Metazoa, Chordata, Actinopteri, Siluriformes, Clariidae.